AUGAGUUCUACAGCUCUGUCUACGGAUGCGGAGAGUGUGGCCUCCUCCAGGGGCAACUGGGCAAACAAAACCGAAUUCAUAUUAUCCUGUCUAGGAUACGCCGUAGGAAUAGGAAAUGUCUGGAGAUUUCCCUACCUUUGCUACAGAAAUGGAGGAGGAGCCUUCUUGGUACCUUAUUUUCUCAUGUUACCAUUAUGUGGACUUCCCCUGUUCUUCAUGGAACUUUGCAUAGGACAGUUUUCAGGAACUGGGUGCAUCACCAUGUUCAAAAUAUCGCCUUUGUUUAAAGGAAUGGGGUACUGCAUGGUUAUGGUCAAUUUGAUUUGUACCAUCUACUACAAUGUAAUCUUGGCCUAUCCUCUACUAUUUUUGUACUAUAGUAUGGCGAAGAAACUUCCUUGGGUUGAUUGUAACCAAAAAUGGAAUGAUGAAAGGUGUUCCAAGGUUUGUACAGAUUUCUUGCAAUCGCCAAUUGUUACUACACCAGCUGAACAAUUUUUUCACAAUGAGAUUCUGCACAUUUCAUCUGGAAUCCAUGAACAAGGAACAAUAGUCUGGCCUUUGUUGAUAACAAGUACAAUCAGUUGGGUUGUAGUAUACUUAUGCAUCAGGAAAGGUAUCAGCACUGUUGGCAAAGUUGUUUAUUUCACAGUACUUUUUCCAUACCUGGUGCUGUUCUCACUUUUUGUCCGUGGAGUUACUUUACCAGGAGCAUGGAACGGAAUCAACUAUUAUAUUAAUCCAAAAUGGGAACAACUACUAGAACUUAGGGUUUGGGCAGAUGCAGCAACCCAGAUAUUCUUUUCAUUAGGACCUGGCUGGGGUGGUAUUGUCAACAUGGCAAGUUUUAACAAUUUUCGCAACAAUACACAAUUUGAUGCUAUAUUUUUGCCCCUGAUCAACGCCAUGACGAGCAUUUUCGCAGGAUUUGUCGUGUUUUCGGUACUUGGUUUUAUGUCAGACCAAACUGGUUUAUCUGUGGAAUCUGUAGCGACUGGUGGACCAGGUUUGGCUUUUGUCACCUAUCCAGAAGCUAUAUCGAUGAUGCCUAUACCAAUUUUUUGGUCAAUUAUGUUCUUCACAAUGUUGUAUUUGUUAGGAGUCGACAGUUGUUUUGUACAAAUCGAAGCAAUCAUCUCGAGUCUUAUUGAUGUCUAUCCUGGUCUUUUUAAUUACAAACAAUAUGUCCUAGUGGGAUCUAUAUUUUUGAUGUUUUUGGGAUCUCUGUCCUGCAUCACGAAUGGGGGCAUGUACACUUUGCAACUCCUGGAUUGGUACUCAUGUGCAACUCCUGUAAUUACUACUUGCCUUUUAGAAAUAAUAAUAGUAGCUUGGAUUUACAAAGCUGAUGUCUUCGUCGACGAUAUAGAAUUCAUGAUCAAGAGAAAGGUUAAUCCUUAUUGGAAGUUUGUUUGGAAGUAUGUGACUCCAUUUCUGCUUUUGUUCAUCCUGUUAUCGGUGGCGAUUUUCAAUGUGAGAGUCACUUACAAUGGACAAGAGUAUCCUGAUUUGGCAAUCGCAAUUGGUUGGAUGACCGCAAUGGUGUCAAUAAUUUGGAUACCGAUAUACAUGGUGUAUCAUCUGAUUUUUAAGGAAAAAGGAACAUUUAAAGAGAGAUUGAAAAAUUCUAUAAAACCCACUGCCGAUUGGGGACCUGCUGUUCCUGAAAUGCGCGAACGUUGGCUUCGACAUAAAGCGCGUCAGAAUCGCUUAUAAAAU
Molecule: messenger RNA, 1719 nt
Organism: Ctenocephalides felis (cat flea)
Lineage: Eukaryota; Metazoa; Arthropoda; Insecta; Siphonaptera; Pulicidae
Product: sodium- and chloride-dependent glycine transporter 1
Exons: 12
Coding region: 1-1716 (571 amino acids)
Biological process (GO): sodium ion transmembrane transport
Cellular component (GO): membrane
Molecular function (GO): glycine transmembrane transporter activity
Source: RefSeq, a predicted model, not a curated record